Eimeria mitis is the source of this 1290-nucleotide messenger RNA. RefSeq names its product LOC100125172 protein, related. The record is from RefSeq and is a predicted model, not a curated record. NCBI's taxonomy places the organism in Eukaryota, Apicomplexa, Conoidasida, Eucoccidiorida, Eimeriidae. Gene Ontology annotation, biological process: ribosomal small subunit assembly. Bases 1 to 1290 code for a protein of 429 amino acids. The transcript has 12 exons. Gene Ontology annotation, molecular function: peptidyl-tRNA hydrolase activity; GTP binding; ribosomal small subunit binding.
AUGCUACCGUCUGAUACCCCACCCACAGGAAAUGUGCAUUCAGAUGCACCUACUACAGGGACUUCGUCUUCUGGAGAAUGGGAUCCUCUAGUGCAGUACGUGGUGGUUCGCCGAGACUUGGCGUCUGAGUUGCAGUGGCCUCUGGGGGCAGUAGUGGCGCAGGCAUGUCAUGCUGCGGUGGAUGCACUGGGGCUGGCAAUGGAACAGAGUAGAGAGGAAGCGAGGAGGUAUUUGGCAGAAGGCAGUGGCAUGAGGACUGUAGUUCUGCAGGUCUCAGAUGAGGGCGAGUUGCUGAAACUACGGGAGAAGCUUGUGCAAAAACAAGCUAGAAAUGAGCUCAGUUUGGGCUCUCUUUUACCAGAAACGCCCCCAGAUGUGGGCGGAGAAGAACCGGCGCCCUUGUAUGAUCCGGCCAAACCUGCAACACCGCCUCAGCCGCCUCCAACCCGCCCGUCGUUCCAUCGGCCUGUUGCGAGAGAUCCCGUUCCAGCUGAGGCACAGUUUGCCACGUGGAAACCUCCCCUUCAACCGGCGCACCCCAGGUCGCUUACUGUAGCUCUAAUUGGCCCACCAAAUGCAGGGAAAAGUUCUUUGCUGAAUGCAUUCCUUGGAGUUACGGUUUCGGCCGUAUCCAAUAAGGUGAACACGACAAGGACAGACUUCCGUGGAAUGGUGACAAAGGGGAACUGCCAACUAGUGUUCGUCGAUGCACCAGGCAUUAUCGAGUCACACCCGAAAAGGACUUUCUGCAAGGAGCUCGUUAACGCAGCAUGGAGGGGUUAUGAAGAUGCAGACUUGGGGAUUCUGGUCAUUGAUACUGAAGCCCUGACAGGUGGCAUAGUCUGCCCGCCAUCCUUGGGUGAAAUGUGGAAAGCUGGAAUUCCAGGGACAGUGCGGCAUCGCUUGGCGAAAACUCAUACAGAUGGCGAAGAAGAUGGAAACUCGCUGACGAUCCCAAUACUUCUGUGCCUCAAUAAGAUCGACUUGGCAUCUCAUCCGAAGUGGAUUCGCGCUCGUGAAAAAGAGUUUCAGACAUAUUUAUUCUGCUGGUUUAACAAAGACGUCCCAUAUCGUAUUACUCAGCAAACAGUGGGCUGGUCGUAUCAAGAAGACGGCUCAAUCGUUAUUGAGCAAGAGCUGCUAGUCAGGACUGCGCAAGUUGCGAAGAUGAUUUGUGGCGUUAGAGGUCGCAUACUUCUGCAGAUGCGGAAGAAUGUCACAUAUAGGCUAGAACAGUUAUGGGGGUGCAGGGUUCACCUGAACAUAUUUGUCAAAGUUUCUGGUGACUGA